Molecule: messenger RNA, 2827 nt
Organism: Episyrphus balteatus (marmalade hoverfly)
Lineage: Eukaryota; Metazoa; Arthropoda; Insecta; Diptera; Syrphidae
Product: DEAD-box ATP-dependent RNA helicase CshA-like
Exons: 3
Coding region: 182-2677 (831 amino acids)
Biological process (GO): spliceosomal snRNP assembly
Cellular component (GO): SMN complex
Molecular function (GO): ATP binding; RNA binding; RNA helicase activity
Source: RefSeq, a predicted model, not a curated record
AAAAAUAUAACUGUCAACCAUAAACAUCAGUCGCAUUUUAUUUCGGAAAUUUGCAUUUUUUUUUCUUUUCUCCCGUGCAAACAAAUAAAAAAUCAAAAGAAAAUAAGAAAAAUUCUUUACAAAUUACAAUCAAAUUUUCCAAAAAAAAAAUACCAAAAAGAAUUCAAUUAUAGCCACACAGAUGGAAUCUGUGGCGCACAAUAUUGACGCCAAAGAGCGUACAGACGAUGUUCGUCUGAAAAGUGUAUCGCCUUUUAGCAAAAUGCUUUUAGCCGAUCCCAUUCGCAAGGGACUCGAUGCCGCUGGAUUUGUUUAUCCAACUGUUAUUCAAGCAGCAGCUAUACCAAUUGGAAAAUCUGGAAUGGAUCUUCUUGUUCAAUCCAAAUCUGGUACCGGGAAAACAUUAAUAUUUUGCACAAUCAUCUUGGACGCCUACCAGAGUGAAAUUCGAGAACCACAAUCGUUAGUUUUGGUUCCAACACGUGAAAUAGCCGUACAAACCGAAUAUGUCCUCAACCAAGUGGGAAAGUAUUGUCACGGUUUUCGUGCCAUAAGUGUCAUCGGUGGCAUGGUUAUCACUGAAGACCGCAAAAAUCUUCAAGGAGCCAAAGCUAUUGUCGGUACUCCUGGUCGCGUCUUACAUCUAAUCAACAACGAAGUUCUAAAUACAUCAAAAAUACGCCUCCUAGUAAUCGACGAGGCAGACAAAAUGUAUUCACAGUCCUUCCGACAAGAUCUUGCCGUUAUUCGCCAGUUUCUACCCUCCAGGAAACAGACAAUCGCCUGCAGUGCAACAUUCUGCAAUGAUUUAGACAAGGAUUUGGCUAAAAUGAUGAAGAAUCCGUUGCUAGUCUCCACAGAGAACCGAGCCACACUCCUUGUGGGUAUAAAACAGUUUGUCUAUGAAAUCCCCGAACAGAAAACAAGUAUUCUCGAGAUGAACCGUAAACUCGAUGCCCUUAGAAAGAUCUUUGGAAUGAUCCCAUUCAAGCAGUGCUUGCUUUUUACUGGCUCCCAAUCUCGAGCUGAAUCUUACAAAAAUUGCCUCGAGCGAGAAGGCUGGCCCUGUGAAUUGAUUUCAGGGGCUCAAGACCAAAAGACCCGUCUUGAGAUGUUUAAGAAAUUUCGAGAAUUCAAAACACGCAUUAUGGUGUGCACAGAUCUCAUGGCCCGAGGCAUAGACUCGGAAAAUGCAAAUCUUGUCAUUAAUUUGGAACUACCCACAGAUGUUGUCACCUAUCUGCAUCGCAUUGGACGCGCCGGACGCUUUGGUUCCCAUGGAAUUGCCAUCAGUUUUAUUGCCUCCGACAAGGAUCGCGAGUUAUUUACAAAUAUUCGGGACAAAAUUGGAACUGGAAUGAAUAUUCUACGUUUCCCGGAAUUAGAUAUCGAUCGGGAUUUCUGGGAUUUCUCGAAUUUUGAUCGUGAUUUUGCUCAAUAUGGUUGUUUUGGUGAUCCCGAAGUUCGUUGGGGAGCCGACGAUGGUGGAGACAAAGAGAACGUUGUUGACAACAAUUUCACCCAUUCCAUAGACACCAAAACGUUCCAGGUUGAUCUUAGAGAAGCUGCUAUGGGCUUACUUGAGCUAGUUCCUCAUAAGCCCGAAAAUCUACAUAAACUUACACCCGAGUCGAAGCAGAGUUCCUCACAGAAGUUGCCGUCAUCAAAUACUAUUGACGAUGCCAGUAGUAUUGCGGCUGAUAGUGAUAUCCUUCGAAGUAGCCAACAGGAUGUCCAACAAGCGUCGUCGAAACCCUUCCAAUCGGUGUUGUGUGGGAAGAUCUCAAUCCCCAAUAUCACGGAUUUCCUUGUGGAUCGCAAAGAGAAAGACAAGAAAAUCGAUCCCUUUGAGGAAUAUAAAAAAGUUCUUGACAGCAGCCGCACAGAAUCAGUUGAAGACGUGAUGCGAAGUCCCCAAAAAUUGAUGGAUAUUAAGAAUUUGCUCAUAAAUUCAAAGGAACCAGUUCGAAACAUCAAGAAAGACAUUUACUCGGAUUAUGAGAAUUUCAAUGAGGAAAGUCCAUCGGUGAGUCAAGCCACUUGUGCAGAUGUAGACAUUGACAAGGCCACAUUUAUUCUUUCUGUGGCAACUCCAUCAGCAUUAGAUGCAUCCAGUCAAGAUUUAAACACCAGCCAACAGUGUGAUGUCACAGAUGAUCCCGAUGCCCAGGUGAAGCAUUUCCCAUCACCGGCAAAUAUUAAUCCACCAGAAGAGAUACCACAAGUACUGAUUCCAGCUCCGCCAGAGAGAUCUCCAACUUUGAGUGAAAGAUCAAAUAGUGUUUACUCAGAUGACACUGAACGUGGUAGUAGUGGAUUUGAUGAGAAUAUCAUAUCGGGUGGUACUUCGGGUAUUGUUACCAGUGAAUUAGAGGAUGAAUCAUCUUAUGGUGAUGAAUCGGCAUCGUAUUUCACUGAUUAUGAUGAUGAUGAAGUUUAUUAUGCAGAAAGGAAUCAUUGGAAUUAUGAAGAAGAAGAUGAUAUUGAUUAUUUUCAAGAUAGCGAUGAGGAGGUGGAUGUUGAAGAGUCAGAAGAAGAGAAUAGCGAGAAUUAUGAUGAAGAUGCUACCCGUGAUUAUCAGGAAGCCUAUAAUCGAUGGGUUAAUAUGUACUGGAAUCAAAUGACACUCGUAAGGGAUUAUGUUAACUUUUCGUCGUUUGUACGAGGAACUGGAUAGAGUGUCGAGUUCUAUGAGAAUAAAUCUGCUCACUUAAUUAACAUAACUUGUCAAAAAUCUUUUUAUAAGAAGAUAAUUUGGAAUGCGCGCGUUUAAAACUGAAGAUAAAGUUGAAUUGAAAUAAAUUAUUAUUACUUAACACAUUUUAAA